Messenger RNA from Laccaria bicolor S238N-H82, 429 nucleotides. RefSeq lists its product as uncharacterized. NCBI's taxonomy places the organism in Eukaryota, Fungi, Basidiomycota, Agaricomycetes, Agaricales, Hydnangiaceae. The transcript has 2 exons. The coding region runs from base 1 to 429 and encodes 142 amino acids. The record is from RefSeq and is a predicted model, not a curated record.
AUGGACUCCAGUGGACUCCAGUGGAUUCCAGUGGCCCUCUUACCAGGCCAGAUUGGCUGGCAGAAUGCCCAGUCCAGUCCAGUCCAGUCCAGUCCAGUCCAGUGGACUAUGAGUCCAGUCGGAGUCCAGUGGAGUCCAGUGGAUUCCACAUGGUCACACUUCCGUGACCAUCCCAUUCCCUUCCACCACCACCACCACCCUUCACCACUCCCCUCCAACGCCGCCAACGCCAACGCCGCCCACGCCAACGCCAACGCCGCCAACACCAACGCCAACACCAACGCCGCCAACGCCAACGCCGCCCACGCCAACGCCAACGCCGCCCACGCCAACGCCAACGCCGCCCACGCCAACGACGCUCAUGCCCACGCCAACGACGCCCACGCCAACGUGGAAGGACAGGCCAAGAACGAGGGACGGCGCCCAUGA